UUGUCUUCACAAAGACUUGCAUGUUUAUUUUCUCAGCAGUAGUCUUCAUAUUAGUAAAAAACUGGAAACAAUCCAAAUAUCUGUCAGCUGGUGAAUGGAUAAACAAAAUGAUAUAUCUAUAUCAUGCACUACUAUUCAGCAAUAUAAAGGAAUGAAAUAUGGAUACAUGCUACAAUGUAGUGGAAUCCUGAAAACAUAUUUAGUGAAAGAAGCCAGACUUAAAAAAGCCACAUAUUCUAUGAUUCCUUCUAAAUGAAAUGUUUAGAAGAGACUGCCAAGGUCUCCACAUAAGGCAGAGGGAAUCUUCUUUGUGAAACACUGGGCAGGAGGAUGCCGCAUGUCUGCAUUGUUAUACUGUGGAGUUCAAACUUCAGAAGACUUUGGGUUAAGCAGUAACAUUUACUCUGUAAAUGAUUAUGUCUUCGCUUAUCCUCUAUGACUAUCACAAACUAAUGAAACACCUUUUUAGGUCUUAUGAAUUUAGGUCACACUGUUUUCCGGAUGCUCUGGCAGCUGAAACCGGGGCCUAUGAAAAAUGGAACCAAACUCUCUGAGGACUAAAGUCCCAGCUUUCUUAUCUGAUUUGGGGAAGGCCACAUUGAGGGGAAUAAGAAAGUGUCCCCGAUGUGGCACAUACAAUGGAACCCGGGGACUGAGCUGUAAAAACAAGACAUGUGGAACCAUAUUCCGCUAUGGUGCACGGAAGCAGCCGAGUGUUGAAGCUGUCAAAAUCAUAACAGGCUCUGACCUACAGGUCUACUCAGUGCGGCAAAGAGACCGGGGCCCCGACUACAGAUGCUUUGUAGAGCUAGGUGUUUCAGAGACGACAAUCCAAACAGUAGAUGGGACGAUCAUCACUCAGCUGAGCUCUGGACGAUGUUAUGUCCCCUCCUGCCUGAAAGCUGCCACCCAGGGUGUUGUGGAAAACCAGUGCCAGCACAUCAAGUUGGCAAUAAACUGUCAGGCAGAGGCCACCCCUCUGACUCUAAAGAGCUCCGUCCUGAAUGCAAUGCAGGCCUCCUCUGAAACCAAGCAGACCAUCUGGCAGUUGGCCACAGAGCCCACGGGUCCGCUCGUACAGAGAAUUACUAAAAACAUUUUGGUGGUGAAAUGCAAGGCGAGCCAGAAGCAUAGUUUGGGGUACUUGCAUACGUCCUUUGUGCAGAAAAUCAGUGCCAAAAGCUUGCCUGAACGCCGUUUCUUCUGUUCCUGCCAGACUCUGAAGUCGCACAAGUCGAAUGCCUCCAAGGAUGAGGCAGCACAGAGAUGCAUUCAUUUCUUUGCUUGCAUCUGUGCCUUUGCCAGUGAUGAGACAUUGGCUCAGGAAUUCUCAGACUUUCUAAAUUUUGAUUCCAGCGGUCUUAAAGAGAUUAUUGUGCCCCAGUUGGACUGCCAUUCAGAAUCAACAGUAUCAGCUUGUGAGUCUACUCCAUCAAAGGCAAAGAAGAGGAAAAAGGAUGAAGUAUCUGGUGCACAGACGAACAGUUCACUGUUGCCUCAGGAUGCACUGAGCAGUAAUCUAAGGAAAAGUGGCCUGAAAAAGCCUGUGGUUGCUUCUUCAUUAAAAAGGCAGGCCUGCAGUCAGCUGUUAGAUGAGGCACAAGUGACCUUAUCCUUCCAAGACUGGCUGGCCAGUGUCACAGAACGCAUCCAUCAAACCAUGCACUAUCAAUUUGAUGGCAAACCAGAGCCACUGGUGUUCCACAUUCCUCAGUCUUUUUUUGAUGCCCUACAACAGAGAAUAUCUAUUGGAAGUACAAAAAAACGGCUUCCCAACUCCACCACAGCUUUUGUUCGAAAAGAUGCCCUGCCACUGGGAACCUUUUCCAAGUAUACCUGGCAUAUCACUAAUAUCCUGCAAGUUAAACAAAUCUUAGAUACCCCUGAGAUGCCCUUGGAAAUUACCCGAAGUUUUAUCCAGAACCGGGAUGGGACGUAUGAGCUGUUUAAAUGCCCUAAAGUGGAAGUAGAGAGCAUAGCAGAAACCUACGGUCGUAUAGAAAAACAACCAGUGCUGCGACCCUUGGAACUAAAAACUUUUCUCAAAGUUGGCAACACUUCCCCAGAUCAAAAGGAGCCAACCCCUUUCAUCAUUGAGUGGAUCCCAGAUAUCCUUCCCCAGUCCAAGAUUGGCGAGCUGCGGAUCAAGUUUGAGUAUGGUCACCACCGGAAUGGGCAUGUGGCAGAGUACCAAGACCAGCGCCCCUCCCUGGACCAGCCCUUGGAACUGGCCCCUCUGACCACCAUCACUUUCCCUUGAGGCAAAACAAUGGAAACUUUUGCUGCUGAAUUUGCACAUCCCCAUCCCUUGACAAGUUUAAAUACCAGUUAGGUCCUUCGUGAACUGCUUUUAACUAAGAUGCAAUUUCUUAACACAUCCAAGUGGAUUCUGUUGAAGAAAAACUCUGUAAAUGGCCUUGUUGGUGCUGCUGUGUAUAGUCCUCAUUAUAGAUGGGCUGGUAUUUCUGGCUAGCGUGUUUAAUGGAACAAAAAGAAAACUAGCUCAUUUUCCUUCUUAAAGGAUUCACCUUUAUAGUUUGUCUCAACCUUUGAAGUAGUUAGCAACACUCCACCUUACACUAACAAUGUUGAAACGUUAAUAACAUCCUGGUUCGGAAGAAUGUUAGGGACCAUUCUGGCAGAGCUCCAGUCAUGCCCUUUUAUUCUGUUAUCAAAUAAAGCACAGUGUCAUUAGUUUUUCUAAAUUAUACCUCAUGUUGGCCUGAUUUUAAAAUUAUGAACCUUUGGGAUGAAUUUAGAUUACAGUGAAAUAGGAAAAAGAUGUCCAGGUAUCAAGGGAAUAUUGACAAGUCAAACUAAUGCUUGUAUUUAUUUCCUUCUUUCUUCUUGAAAAAGUGUAACAACUGGUAAAAUUCAUUUCCUAUUUCUGAGUUCAUUGACCACAGAAUGGAGACAUGAGAGACACAGAAGUGGAAGCCUGUUUUCAAGGAGAAAGGGGAAUGAACAUUUCCUAUAUAACUACUAUGUGCCAGGUACUUUUAUUUGCAUUCCUACCUAAUUACUUUUCUCAUUUAGUCUUCAUUAUCCUUUGAGUUUUAGGUAUUUACCCCUUCUUUUAUAAAAUUAAAGGAACAACCUCUCUGAGGUUAAAUAUCUUGCUUGAAA
Molecule: messenger RNA, 3126 nt
Organism: Myotis brandtii (Brandt's bat)
Lineage: Eukaryota; Metazoa; Chordata; Mammalia; Chiroptera; Vespertilionidae
Gene: CUNH2orf42
Product: chromosome unknown open reading frame, human C2orf42
Exons: 10
Coding region: 536-2260 (574 amino acids)
Cellular component (GO): nucleus
Source: RefSeq, a predicted model, not a curated record